Messenger RNA from Sorghum bicolor (sorghum), 1666 nucleotides. RefSeq names its product prosaposin-like. The transcript is spliced from 6 exons. The coding region runs from base 596 to 1279 and encodes 227 amino acids. The record is from RefSeq and is a predicted model, not a curated record. Gene Ontology annotation, biological process: lipid metabolic process. Lineage: Eukaryota; Viridiplantae; Streptophyta; Magnoliopsida; Poales; Poaceae.
AUGAUGCUAAGUUGCUAACCUCUACAAAAUUGGGACAUUCCUUGUUGGCAAGUUGCUCGUUCUAUGCUUAUAUAGAACACAAAAAAAAAAACACAAAAAAAGAACUGGCGUGUUCAGAAAAAAAGAUAGGGAUUGUGAAAAGUCAAGACCUCACCAUUGCAAUAUGACAUGCACUGAUGACUGAUGCAAUGCACACCUGCAGUCAUGUAUUAUUGUACUCUGCCUUGCAUCACCACCUCCAGCAGGCAAGCAAGUUUACUAAAGCUACAAGUAAUUUUGAUAUACUUUCCUGCACUCCUGUCUUUUUCACCUCACCUUUUCUUUUUUGCUGCAACCAUCAGUUUAACCUUACCUUGUAAGAAAAGAUUAUGCCUUUCUAGCUCAUCCUAGCCACCACAGAAGCGAAGUCUUCAAGGUUUUCCACCCACACCCACUUCUCUAAUCUCACACGCCCCUCCUAAUGUAACCUGAAGCUUUAACACAACAAAGAAAAUUAGUGAUAACAACUCCCGGAAGACUCCAAUCUUCAGCUCUCCUUCCCCCUCCCCAUUCCAAUUCCAAGAACAGGGCAGCGGGGGGGAGUCAACCAGGUACGAUGUGCUCAAUAACGAGGCUCGCGUUUGUGCUUGCACUGGCUAUAGCCUCAUCAACUGAGGUUGCAGAGAGCAGAGAUUUUAAUAUCUUGGCUCAGGGCAGCUUGCCUGAUGCAGCCAAGGGACCAGGUCUAACUGCAGCCAGUGGAAAGCUGUGUCAAUUAUGUGAGCAGUACUCAACUGAGGCACUUUUCUAUCUCACACAAAACGAAACCCAGACUGAAAUUCUUAGCAUUCUACACCAUGAAUGUGCAAGCCUUGCCCCUCUGAAGCAGCAGUGCAUCACGCUGGUCGACUACUACAUACCCCUUUUCUUCUUCGAGGUUUCCAUGGUUACCCCUGAAAAGUUCUGUGAAUCGAUGCAUCUCUGCAAGAAUGGGAUGAAGAUUAGCCUACCCACUCGGGAGGGUACUUGUGGUUUAUGCCAUCAUGUUGUCGUUGAAGUUCUUGUCAUGCUUAAAGAUCCCAACACACAGCUGGAAGUAAUCGACCUACUCAACAAAACAUGCAGCAAGGCGCAGAACUAUGAACAGCAGUGCAAGCAGCUGGUCCUCAAGUAUAUCCCACUGAUUCUGGUGAAGGGCGAGAAAUUCCUUGAGACAACGGAUGUCUGCUCUGCGAUACAUGCUUGCAAAGCAGGCACACAAGCAUCAAUGGAAACCAUGCCUCUUUCUGCCACUUUGUGAAGAUGAUGCGAAUCAGAGUAAGGGUUAUCUGCCUACGAGAUCAAAUUGGGGAGAAACGAUGAAAGUCAGAUGACUGUUUUAAGCCAUCUUCCUCUAUUACUGAAACACUAUUGACUGGUGAAAAUUCAGCUGUGUAAACAUCUUCGGUGUAAAUUUGGAGCCAUAUCCAGUGUUUCUGUGAACUACAGUAUAUAGCAACUGAGCAGCUACACCUAUCUCUUCGGCAUUGGAUUGAGGUUGUAAUCAGUUAUUGCAUUUUACUGUAUCAUCUAUUGUUUGUAACUACUGUUUCCUAGUUUCUCUGGUGCUCUGGCAAUUGGUCUGUAACAUUAAAGUUACAAGAAAACUUUUAGUUUGCUUGGAGAUAAUGAAACGAGACUUAAAAUA